This is a messenger RNA of Pelecanus crispus (Dalmatian pelican), 1825 nucleotides long. The record is from RefSeq and is a predicted model, not a curated record. NCBI's taxonomy places the organism in Eukaryota, Metazoa, Chordata, Aves, Pelecaniformes, Pelecanidae.
UGAUGGCUGGGCAGACAGAGAUGAAGUCAUUGAAGGUUACGAACCUGAAGCAAAUGGAGGCAUCACUAUCAAACUGCAGUCUCCAGAGGUCUUGUCGUUUGAUGACUACUAUCUGAAGCUGCGUCUGGACACCAACACCCGCAACCCCUGGUUUCCUGAGUUCUGGCAGCACAGAUUUCAGUGCCGCAUCCCAGGGCACCCGCUAGAGAAUCCCAACUUCCAGAAGAACUGCACUGGCAAUGAAAGCCUAGAAGAAAACUAUGUGCAGGACAGUAAAAUGGGAUUUGUCAUCAAUGCUAUAUAUGCCAUGGCUCAUGGGCUCCAAAAUAUGCAUCAUUCCCUUUGCCCUGGACAUGUUGGGCUGUGUGAUGCUAUGAAGCCAAUUGACGGCAGCAAGCUCUUGGAGUUCCUCCUCAAAUCCUCAUUCAUUGGUGUUUCUGGAGAAGAAGUUUGGUUUGAUGAAAAGGGAGAUGCCCCUGGAAGGUAUGACAUCAUGAACCUGCAGUACAUAGAGCCCAACCGCUAUGACUAUGUCCUCAUUGGGACAUGGCACGAGGGUGUGCUCAACAUUGAUGACUACAGGAUUCAGAUGAAUAAGAGUGGAAUGGUCCGAUCAGUGUGCAGCGAGCCUUGCUUGAAGGGCCAGAUUAAGGUGAUCAGGAAAGGAGAAGUGAGUUGCUGCUGGAUUUGCACUGCUUGCAAGGAGAAUGAAUUUGUUCAGGAUGAAUUCACAUGUAAAGCCUGUGAGCUUGGCUGGUGGCCGAACGCUGACCUGACAGGCUGUGAACCCAUCCCUGUAAAGUACCUCCAGUGGAGCAAUAUAGAGUCUAUUGUGGCUGUGGUCUUUUCCUGCCUGGGGAUCCUGGUCACCAUGUUUGUCACCCUUAUCUUUGUGCUCUACAGGGACACCCCUGUUGUCAAAUCCUCCAGCCGGGAGCUCUGCUACAUUAUCCUUGCUGGCAUCUUUCUGGGUUACGUCUGCCCUUUCACCCUUAUAGCUAAACCCACCACGACAUCCUGCUACCUCCAGCGCCUUCUGGUGGGUCUCUCCUCUGCCAUGUGCUAUUCUGCCCUUGUGACCAAAACCAACCGCAUUGCACGCAUCCUGGCGGGCAGCAAAAAGAAGAUCUGUACACGCAAGCCACGUUUCAUGAGCGCAUGGGCCCAAGUGGUCAUUGCCUCCAUUUUGAUCAGCGUGCAGCUGACAUUGGUGAUCACGCUGAUCAUCCUGGAGCCCCCGAUGCCCAUCCUCUCCUACCCCAGCAUUAAAGAAGUUUACCUUAUCUGCAACACCAGCAACCUAGGUGUCGUGGCUCCUGUGGGCUACAAUGGACUCCUCAUCAUGAGCUGCACAUACUAUGCCUUCAAGACUCGCAAUGUGCCUGCCAAUUUCAAUGAGGCCAAGUACAUUGCAUUCACCAUGUACACCACUUGUAUCAUCUGGCUGGCCUUUGUGCCUAUCUAUUUUGGGAGCAACUACAAGAUCAUCACCACAUGUUUUGCAGUGAGCCUGAGUGUGACAGUGGCGCUGGGGUGCAUGUUCACUCCUAAGAUGUACAUCAUCAUAGCCAAGCCUGAGAGGAACGUCCGCAGUGCCUUCACCACCUCAGAUGUGGUGCGUAUGCAUGUCGGGGAUGGCAAGGCACCUUGCAAGUCCAACACUUUCCUCAACAUAUUCCGGAGAAAGAAACCAGGGGCCGGAAAUCCAAAUCUGCUGAAUAGUAAGGCUGCUCUUACAGGCAUCCACUCUAAGCAGUGUCCAGGCAGUCACCUGGGCCAAGCACCUCUCAAAAUGGCUUUAUUUUACUCCAAUAAAAAGGAUCAG